This is a messenger RNA of Alosa sapidissima (American shad), 1970 nucleotides long. It is a transcript of the gene bambia, whose product is annotated as BMP and activin membrane-bound inhibitor (Xenopus laevis) homolog a. NCBI's taxonomy places the organism in Eukaryota, Metazoa, Chordata, Actinopteri, Clupeiformes, Clupeidae. The coding region runs from base 407 to 1252 and encodes 281 amino acids. The transcript is spliced from 3 exons. Gene Ontology annotation, molecular function: frizzled binding. The record is from RefSeq and is a predicted model, not a curated record. Gene Ontology annotation, biological process: transforming growth factor beta receptor signaling pathway; positive regulation of canonical Wnt signaling pathway; negative regulation of transforming growth factor beta receptor signaling pathway.
UCUUAGUCCAGGGUAGAGGUUGUUGUUUCGGUCACUGUUGCAAACGGGAUGCGACGACGUGCCGCAGUAAUUGGACUAGUUUUCUACCGUGAAACAAACUCUAUGUGUUGGAAUUGAGGGGCACCAUCCAGCGAAUUUUGUUUUUACUCGCAAGGAAUAUCACCGCGACUUUUUCUGUUAGUGCAGGGUUGCUUCCAACUUGGCUACCAUUUCGAUGUCUUCUAACAGAAACACGACUUCAGUCGCCACCGGUGCCUUUUCGAAGUAGCCUACUUCGGAGGAUUUUUCCGUAUUUAGUCCAAGAAUGCAUCAUUAGGACACAUGUAACUGAGCGUCCAGUCUCAGUACUGUAUAUGGACUGACUACUGGAUUAAACGCAAUUGGACUCAUCAGAAACAAGGCGUAAAUGGAUCGUCAUUCCAGUUACAUUUCGAUCUGGUUUCAAUUGGAACUAUGUGCCAUGGCUGUUCUCCUCACUAAAGGAGAGAUCAGGUGUUACUGUGAUGCCCCACACUGCGUUGCCACCGGUUACAUGUGCAAGUCAGAGCUCGGCGCAUGUUUCACGCGGGUCCUUGACCCACUGAGCGUGAACUCUCCCCUCACGCAUGGAUGCGUGGACUCAUUCACGAACCCUGUGGACAUUUGCCUUGCGAAAAGCUUGGAUGUAUUGCCCGGAGGUUCCCCCGUGCUGGAGUGCUGUCAUGAGGAUAUGUGCAAUUACAGAGGACUGCACGAUCUGGGACAACCCCGCGGUGAUCCAACAGAUCAUGGACGAUCACAGACAGACAAUGGGCCCAACAGGCACUUGGUGACGCGGGUGACCGAGCUGUCGUCGGGCAAGGAGGUGUGGUUCCGGGCGGCGGUGAUCGCCGUGCCCAUCGCCGGAGGUCUGAUCCUGGUCCUGCUCAUCAUGCUGGCGUUGCGCAUGCUGCGAAGCGAGAACCGGCGGCUACAGGCCCAGCGCCAGCAGAUGCUCUCCCGGUUGCACUACAGCUUCCAUGGGCAUCAGGCCAAGAAGGGCCUGCCCGCCGCCGCCACCCUGGCCAAGCUGGACCUGGAGUGCAUGGUGCCGCUGGGCUCCGGCGCCGAGAGCUGCUGCCUGGCCUGCGACAAGCUCCGGCAGGCCGAGCUGGCUGGGGUCACGUCCGGCGGAAUUGGAGGAGGAAGUGGUGGAGGUGUUGGAGGAGAACGCAUCCUGUCGCUGGUGCACUGGGGAGUCUACAGUGGACAUGGGAAGCUGGAGUUUGUAUGACACGGACGACAUAGACGACUCACGCUUCCAACUGGCGUCAGAGGAAGAGUCUGAACUCUUUUUCAUAACAAAACAUCCCCCCCCCCUGUUCUCUGUGAUUUGUGCACCGAAAAGCAUAGGACAGUACUGCACCAAGAGACGUGCUGACAAAGGAUUUUGCUGUUUCAGAAAAGAAAUGUUAUUUUUAAAACCCUUUCCCUUCUUCUAUUGUCCACUGACUGUUUUCCUGCCCUCAAAAUGGAGACAAGCAGAAAAGGAGAGAGGGAACGAGAGAAAAGAGAACAGAAACAUGGACUCAUGCCUUGUGGUUUUUAUCUAAGGAGCACUUUACUUGAAUCUGAGUGGUUUGCAACUGAGGGGCCUUGUGUGUGUGUGUGUGUGUGUGUGUGUGUGUGUGUGUGCAUGCGUGGCGUGCACAAGCACACAUAUGUGUGGAUGGUGCAUGGCCCCUCUGGGGUACCACUCUAUCCUGUGGAUCCAGGAGGACUUUCGAUCCAUCGUAUUUUGCACAUUUGUAUAAGAGAAUGAUAUCUGAAUGAAUGAGUGAAUGAAUGGAAGAGUGAGUGAAUGAAACAUAGGGUGUUUUGCUUUAAAAGAAGCCAAUUAGAAGAAUUUCACACUGACACCAGGGUACAGACAUUGUUUUUUUUUGUUGUUGUUUUUUUUCAAGGAGUCGAAAUAUUCUAUUAAAUAAAGAAUCCAGUGUUGUACACGUAAA